CCACAGUAAAUAAUAAUGGAGCCACAGAGAGACAAUUCCAUACCUAUCUCCUCACUGUAACAUAGCGAGACAGCCACUAAACCAACAAAAUGGAUGUUGAGGACCUCCAGAUCCAAAACUCAACAUUUGAUGGCAACACAUCAGACAUUCAGCCUGUCCCACACAACCUAUGGGAGGUCAUCACCAUAGCGACCAUAUCGGCCAUCGUCAGCCUUAUAACAGUCGUAGGCAAUGUUCUGGUGAUGCUGUCGUUCAAGGUCAACAGUCAACUAAAGACAGUCAACAACUACUACCUUCUCAGCUUAGCCUUCGCUGACCUCAUAAUAGGAGCCCUGUCCAUGAACUUAUACACCUCAUACAUCCUAAUGGGCUAUUGGUCCUUAGGGAACCUAGCCUGUGACCUCUGGUUAGCCCUGGAUUAUGUGGCCAGCAAUGCCUCCGUUAUGAACUUGUUAGUCAUCAGUUUUGACAGAUACUUCUCCAUCACAAGGCCGCUGACCUAUAGAGCCAAGAGGACGCCGAAGAGAGCGGCUAUUAUGAUUGGCUUAGCGUGGUUGGUGUCGUUUGUCCUCUGGGCACCGCCUAUCCUGUGCUGGCAGUACUUUGCGGGAGAGAGGACGGUCCCGGCAGACCAGUGCCAGAUCCAGUUCUUCUCCGAGCCGGUGAUCACGUUCGGCACGGCCAUCGCAGCGUUCUACAUCCCUGUCUCCAUCAUGACCCUCCUCUACAGUAGGAUCUACAAGGAGACAGAGAAACGCACCAAGGACCUGGCUGAGCUGCAGGGUCUCACCACAUCUGGUCACCCAGAGACUGUUAAUAAACCCCAGAAAACAGUUCUGUUACAGUCCUGUUUUGGCUCCAGUAACGACAGGAGGGACAGGAGGAACCAGGCCUCAUGGUCCUCAUCCAACCAGAGCAACGUCACCAAGACCACGACCCGGUCGGACGAGCUGGCCUGGGCCCAUGCUGACCAGAUCACCUCCUUUAACAGCUACACCUCGUCCGAGGAGGAGGAGACUCACCAUCCUGUUUCCGCGGCAACCUCUCAGGGGACAAUCAAAGGUCGAGUUCAAAGUCAGACAGAGAAAGGACAGACAGCCGCCGAUUACGGUGAUAAUGAAGAAGGCGAGUAUUUCCAGACCGCCACUCCACCGCUGAAAAAACUCAGCAAGAAGGGAAUCUCUUACAAGUUCAAAUUGGUCUCGAAGGAUACCAGCAGCCCUCCUCAGAAUGACAAAAUCACCAACAACACAGACCUCAAAACAGCUCCUCCACGUCCCUCUGAGUCUGACCAGAUAGGUCAGAACCACCACCAGAACUCCUCUCCAUCAUCCCCCACCACCACCACCACCACCCCCAAGCCCAUGGACCCCUCCCUGAAGAGCCAGAUCACCAAGAGGAAGAGGAUGGUCCUCAUCAAGGAGAAGAAAGCUGCUCAGACCCUCAGUGCGAUCCUCCUGGCCUUCAUCCUAACAUGGACGCCAUACAACAUCAUGGUGCUCAUCUCCACCUUCUGUUCUGACUGCAUCCCUGUGUCUCUCUGGCACCUGGGCUACUGGCUCUGCUAUGUCAACAGCACCAUCAACCCCAUGUGUUACGCAUUGUGUAAUAAGACUUUUCAGAAGACCUUUAAGAUGCUGUUGAUGUGUCAGUGGAGGAAGAAGAGAGGGGAGGAUAAGCUGUACUGGUGCGGACAGAACCCGGCCAUCAACAGCAAGAUGACAUGAUGUAGUGUGGAAUAGAGAAUAUAUACGUAUUUGAACAUUCAGCAGCAGCAGACCCUUUUAUCUAAAAUAACUUUUUGUACAGCAGAUAUGUUUAGCAAAUGUGGCCCAUAUGGUAUUAAACCCAUAACAACAACAAAAAACUAAACGUGCACUCAGAACUGAGUUUGGGAAAGAGUGAUGUACAUAUUGAAUAUACCACACAUUGCUGCAACUGUACUGUAGGGAUAGCAAUGGAAGUGUGCUAGCUCAAAUCACAGUAACUAGUGGUCAUAGAUAUAUAUCUGUGAGGAUGAGUAAUGCUGUAUACUGUUGCACCAUCACACACCUCUUCAUGUCAAAUGUUUCCUAUAUAAGCUAAUGUGCCUUUGUUAGUCAGAAGGUCUGGUGAUGAAGACUUGUAAUUGUGAAUGGAUCGGUGUUGACCUUGCUACUGUAUUGUGAAUGGAUCGGUGUUGACCUUGCUACUGUAUUGUGAAUGGAUCGGUGUUGACCUUGCUACUGUAUUGUGAAUGGAUCGGUGUUGACCUUGCUACUGUAUUGUGAAUGGGAUCGGUGUUGACCUCGUUACUGUAUUGUGAAUGGGAUCGGUGUUGACCUUGCUUUUUUUGUGAAUGGAUCGGUGUUGACCUUGCUACUGUAUUGUGAAUGGAUCGGUGUUGACCUCACUACUGUAUUGUGAAUGGAUUGGUGUUGACCUCAUUACUGUAUUGGUGUUGACCUUGCUACUGUAUUGUGAAUGGGAUCGGUGUUGACCUCGCUACUGUAUUGUGAAUGGAUAGGUGUUGACCUUGCUACUGUAUUGUGAAUGGGAUCGGUGUUGACCUUGCUUUUUUGUGAGUGGAUCGGUGUUGACCUUGCUACUGUAUUGUGAAUGGAUCGGUGUUGACCUCGCUACUGUAUUGUGAAUGGAUCGGUGUUGACCUCGCUACUGUAUUGUGAAUGGGAUCGGUGUUGACCUCGCUACUGUAUUGUGAAUGGAUCGGUGUUGACCUUGCUACUGUAUUGUGAAUGGGAUCGGUGUUGACCUUGCUACUGUAUUGUGAAUGGAUCGGUGUUGACCUUGCUACUGUAUUGUGAAUGGAUCGGUGUUGACCUUGCUACUGUAUUGUGAAUGGAUCGGUGUUGACCUCGCUACUGUAUUGUGAAUGGAUCGGUGUUGACCUUGCUACUGUAUUGUGAAUGGAUCGGUGUUGACCUCGCUACUGUAUUGUGAAUGGAUCGGUGUUGACCUCGCUACUGUAUUGUGAAUGGAUCGGUGUUGACCUCGCUACUGUAUUGUGAAUGGAUCGGUGUUGACCUCGCUACUGUAUUGUGAAUGGAUCGGUGUUGACCUCGCUACUGUAUUGUGAAUGGAUC
Messenger RNA from Oncorhynchus kisutch (coho salmon), 3083 nucleotides. Its product is annotated as muscarinic acetylcholine receptor M5-like. Gene Ontology annotation, cellular component: dendrite; plasma membrane; synapse. Gene Ontology annotation, molecular function: G protein-coupled acetylcholine receptor activity; G protein-coupled serotonin receptor activity. Bases 90 to 1727 code for a protein of 545 amino acids. Gene Ontology annotation, biological process: adenylate cyclase-inhibiting G protein-coupled acetylcholine receptor signaling pathway; chemical synaptic transmission; G protein-coupled receptor signaling pathway, coupled to cyclic nucleotide second messenger. The record is from RefSeq and is a predicted model, not a curated record. The transcript has a single exon. Lineage: Eukaryota; Metazoa; Chordata; Actinopteri; Salmoniformes; Salmonidae.